Molecule: messenger RNA, 843 nt
Organism: Miniopterus natalensis
Lineage: Eukaryota; Metazoa; Chordata; Mammalia; Chiroptera; Miniopteridae
Gene: ANAPC13
Product: anaphase promoting complex subunit 13
Biological process (GO): protein K11-linked ubiquitination
Cellular component (GO): anaphase-promoting complex
Source: RefSeq, a predicted model, not a curated record
CAGGAUCGGGACUAUCACACGUAUUUGACAAGAUCAAAGCUGCAGGAGAAUGGACAGUGAAGUACAGAGAGAUGGAAGGAUCUUGGAUCUGAUUGACGAUGCUUGGCGAGAAGAUAAGCUGCCCUAUGAGGAUGUUGCAAUCCCACUGAAUGAGCUUCCUGAACCUGAGCAGGACAAUGGUGGCACCACAGAAUCUGUUAAAGAACAAGAGAUGAAGUGGACCGACUUGGCUUUACAGUACCUGCAUGAGAAUGUGCCUCCAGUAGGAAACUGACCCUGGCUCCGUUCUCAUGGACAGAUUUUUUUUUUUUUAAAUAUAGAAAUACAAAAUGUUUUCUUUCAGUCUCCUAAUUCAGAUCUUUCAGCGAUAGAUCAACACUCAAAAAUGUACAGCCACUUAGUUUGUGGCAGCAAAGUGCAAUGUGGAAAUACCAGAAUGAGAAACAGCUGGAGAUUUCUCAGGAGCACAGAAUAUUUGGCUCUUUGAACCUAAAGUUCUUCAUUUACUAGCUUGUGUUUAAACGUGUUCUGUUAAACAUUUGCCUUUAACUCUAUAAUUUUGCUUUACUGUCAGAGUUUAACACUUCCCAACUGCUUAUGUGUGUCCUGUGACAGAGGUGGUUGAAGAUAAGAGAGGAAAAGACUAAGAGAGGAAGCCAACAUAGGGAGAAUUACUAACUUCUUAUGUGCCCUCUUGGGGAAGCAGUCUGAGUGUGUGUAUAUGAAGGCUGGAGAUAUAAUAGAUAUUCAGAAGCCCAUUCACUGACUGCUGGAAUUCCUGAGACUCCCCAUGAUGUUUUCAAACUGUGGAUACAUUUAUAAAUAAAAGACUGUCUGACAGUU